AACAAGAGACAAGACGCGUCUUGGAUCACAAAUAGGGAUGCAGGGCGCAUGCGCACUGAGCUCCAUUUACUGGAGGAUAUUCACCGUGGAGGAAAAAGGGGGCAGGCAACAAAUCAGGCUUUUUCUAAAAGCAAAAACCCGACGAGAGCAAUGUAAAUAACCUUAAGGAGUGAUACAAAUUAGGAUUAUCAACAGGUAGGAUUUUAAUUGUUCUUUUGAUCGGCUGUGUGUCUGUCUCCCUCUCUUUCUCGAUCUCCUUUUUUUUUGGCCUUGUCUUGUGUGGUGGCUGCGAUUCUGGGCAUUUCAUAGCGGAGACUUGGGAAUAAUAUUCUAAUGGACGUAUACGGACCUGCCACAACAUUAUGCUUUAUCCAGCAAAUCUGGAUAUAGAAUAACGGCGGUGCUGGUUUUUUUUUUUUAUAUUCUUUCUUUUUUCGGAAAUCUAUCUGAUUCAGACGCGCGUAAAACACUCGACUGACAAUCGGAGGACGCAUUCAAACGCGGAUUUUUUUUCUUUAGGUGUGAUGAGACAAAGGAACAAAGGAUGCCUUAGAGGAGAGGUCGCCUGUACGUCUGGAAACCUCUUCAAAGCACACCGCCAAAUGGAUCUAACGCCUCCCCCUGCCACCUCUAGAUCAUGAUACUUGGCUGAAGCUAUUCCGCUAUCUUUAUGAUCCCUCCUCCAUCUAUGGCGAACUAUAGCCAUGCAGGGGACCACACCAUCUUGCAGAAUGUCUCUCCUCUCGCCACGUUCCUCAAACUGACCUCUCUGGGUUUUAUCAUUGGAGUCGGUGUGGUUGGAAACCUCCUGAUCUCCAUCCUGCUUGUCAAAGACAAGAGCUUGCAUCGAGCACCCUACUAUUUCCUGUUGGAUUUGUGCGCAUCUGAUAUCCUGCGCUCCGCCAUCUGCUUCCCCUUCGUUUUCACCUCGGUCAAAAAUGGAUCUGCGUGGACAUAUGGGACACUGACCUGCAAAGUAAUUGCCUUUCUGGGUGUGCUCUCCUGUUUCCAUACGGCAUUUAUGCUAUUCUGCGUUAGCGUCACGCGCUACCUUGCCAUCGCACAUCACCGUUUCUACACUAAAAGGCUGACCUUCUGGACCUGUUUGGCCGUCAUCUGCAUGGUUUGGACAUUGUCGGUGGCAAUGGCAUUCCCGCCGGUGCUGGACGUAGGGACGUACUCCUUUAUCCGGGAGGAGGACCAGUGCACGUUCCAGCACCGUUCCUUCAGGGCAAAUGAUUCGUUGGGAUUCAUGCUCCUGCUGGCACUCAUCCUCCUCGCCACACAGCUCGUUUACCUCAAGCUCAUAUUCUUCGUCCAUGACCGCCGAAAAAUGAAACCCGUCCAGUUCGUCCCUGCAGUCAGCCAGAACUGGACCUUCCAUGGGCCAGGAGCAAGUGGACAGGCGGCGGCAAACUGGCUGGCUGGGUUCGGUCGAGGCCCCACUCCACCUACGUUGCUGGGAAUCCGGCAGAACAGCAACGCCGCGGGUCGCAGGCGUCUUUUGGUGUUGGAUGAAUUCAAAACAGAGAAGAGGAUUAGUAGGAUGUUCUACAUCAUGACGUUUUUCUUCCUGGCACUUUGGGGGCCCUAUCUGGUAGCCUGCUACUGGCGGGUGUUUGCAAGGGGCCCAGUGGUCCCUGGGGGCUACCUGACGGCGGCUGUGUGGAUGAGCUUCGCCCAGGCCGGAGUCAAUCCUUUCAUCUGCAUCUUUUCCAACAGGGAGCUCCGGCGCUGCUUCAGCACCACCCUCCUCUACUGCAGAAAAUCCAGGUUACCACGGGAACCCUACUGCGUUAUAUGAAGGUUUUGCUGUGGUUUUUUUUUCUCAUCUAUGUCUCUAUUUCCCUGAUUGAUCUUGAUAUGGGCUUGUUCCCGUUGUACAGCGCACUCUCUCGUCUAUCUCUCUUCUCUUCAUCCUCCAGUUUUUCCUCCUGUUCCUCCUUCACCUAACCCUUCUUUUCAGAGGUAGAAGGUGGACGGCAAGACACAAGGCUCUGCCGUGGUGGUUAAACAUGAAAUGUAUCAAACAUGGAGGCUGAAGGGAAUGGGAAUACGCAGGAGGUCUGGAUCCCCUCCUGUGUUUAUGUUCUAGUAAACAAGACGUUGGAAGGCAAUGCCAAUGCAGAGAAGCAAAAAGUUGAAAAAGAAAAAAAAAAGAGAAAAACAAUUGACAAAACAAUGAAAACAAAAACUCUUUGUUUGGAUAUUUUCAUGAAUCUGUGAGGUGUGACAUGCAUAAAAAUGAAACGAUAAAGAAAAAUGAACAAAAACAAAGAAAUGAUACCUCUCAAGGAAUCACUGGAAAUGUUUUACAUUUUAAGAGUUGCACUAAAAAGAAGAUGUAAAGAUGCUUUUUUUGGUUGCCGGUUGCAUUGCUAGGACAACUUCUUCCUUUCUUUUUCCCCCCCAAACUAAACAAUGAAUGCUUUAAUUUGCAACAGACUACACAAUCGCUGUAAGUAAAAGCAAAACUUGGUGACUGUUGGAAUACACCACCACAAAAAGGAUAAAAUGGUUUUAAUGUAAAUGAUAUCCUUUUUCAUUUACCGGGCAGUGGUGGUGGGGAAGGGGGGGGGGGGGGGGGGGGGGGCUGGGUGGGGGGACUUUAUGGUGGGUAUUUACAAUGUGUGGUUUUUGAAGUUGCAACUUGCAAAAACUAGAAAUGAUUUUUCUUGUAGUUUUACGAUGCAUAUGUCUCUAGUGUCUGGCAUUGUUAUUUUCUUAUCACCUUUUACAGAAAAAAAGAGGAAAAAAAAGAUGAAAUGAUGUUUGGAUUUUCAAAAGAAGUUGCUUUUAAGAACAACCUUGUGCUUAAAAAAGACAUUGAAGAAGUAGUUAAAUGUUUCAUCAUAUCCAUGUACCUAAACACUAUCAUAUUGUUACAGUAUUGCUGAUGCCACUCCGGGUGUUCUUGCCUUAAUGGUUAUGAUAUUGUCAUGUUUUCCUUGGUUGUUGGGUUUCUUUUUAAGUUUUUUUUGUUAUGACAGUCACUUCUGGAAAAGUAAUUUUUUUUUAAGAAAGGGGAUUUUUAUGUUUCUUUUUCACAUCAAUGUGAAGUGCAUGUCCAUUUUUAAAAGCUGGUCCACUCCCAUGAGCAUCACAGGCCAUAACACUGAGCAGCCCAUUUUUAUUCUGCAACGGUUUGCUACACCCCACAGAGUGCUCAGAGCACAGGGAGUGCGCGUGUGUGUGUGUGCGCGUGUGAGUGCGUUUCAGAGUGUGUGUGUGCUGCGUGGAUCAGACAACAGUCACUUCAAGACCAGAGCCUUAGUAUGAAAUCUUGCACAAUUUGUAAAAAAUGUACAAAAAAAAAGACAAAAAAAGACAUUUAAGGCACACUGUCUUGUUUCUACUUUCCCUACAUUUGCUCUCAACUGAUUGUUUUCGAUGACUUACUUUUUUUCUCUUGUGGCCAUUUUAAUAUUUAUUAUGUAUUCUUUUUUGUAUAUUAUAGAUAGAUUGUGUGUAAGUAUGUGAGUCCUUUCAUUUUUUGAAGUCCCGAAUGUGAGUACAGUUUCAGUUAGGAUUGCAUUUGCUGAAAGUUAACUGUGUAAUCUGUUGCUUUUUUGAAAAUAAAAAGUUUCCAUUUUACAA
Labrus mixtus (cuckoo wrasse) is the source of this 3597-nucleotide messenger RNA. RefSeq names its product G protein-coupled receptor 85 (gene gpr85). NCBI's taxonomy places the organism in Eukaryota, Metazoa, Chordata, Actinopteri, Labriformes, Labridae. The transcript has 2 exons. Gene Ontology annotation, molecular function: G protein-coupled receptor activity. The record is from RefSeq and is a predicted model, not a curated record. Gene Ontology annotation, biological process: G protein-coupled receptor signaling pathway. The coding region runs from base 671 to 1804 and encodes 377 amino acids. Gene Ontology annotation, cellular component: plasma membrane.